Molecule: messenger RNA, 2045 nt
Organism: Macrosteles quadrilineatus (aster leafhopper)
Lineage: Eukaryota; Metazoa; Arthropoda; Insecta; Hemiptera; Cicadellidae
Product: fatty acyl-CoA reductase wat-like
Exons: 10
Coding region: 204-1892 (562 amino acids)
Biological process (GO): long-chain fatty-acyl-CoA metabolic process
Cellular component (GO): peroxisome
Molecular function (GO): alcohol-forming very long-chain fatty acyl-CoA reductase (NADP+) activity
Source: RefSeq, a predicted model, not a curated record
GUCAUGGGUUUGUAUCUAAUGUGUUAGUGAUGAAUUAGGUUAUAUUUGUAUGUGAAUUCGGAUAGUUUCAGAUAUGAAGUUAACAUGUGUGUAGCUCAUGUUAGGACAGUGUCGGUACAAAACCAAUAAUUCUUCAACAAGAGAUUUUUAGACGGCUUAGAACACCUUUGGUAUUCGGACAUUCGUGGUUACCUUUGAGCAAUAUGGCAAUCGAGGAGGACUUUGAUUUAUCAGAGCUUUUGGGAGACUCCUUGAGCUUACAAUGUAACAUAGCAGCCCCUGCAAGAUAUAUCAACACUCCCGAGCUAAAAGACUAUUAUAUGGAAUUUGCACGUAAAGAUGCUUACGAAAUAUUAGGAGAGAGAGACUUCCAGAAAUGCGAGAGAGUAGAGAGUGUAGUAGGCACUCCUAUCCAGGAGUUCUACCGAGGAGCUAAUGUGCUCAUCACAGGAGCAACAGGAUUUGUAGGCAAGAUUUUGACAGAUAAACUGAUCAGAUGUGUUCCCAACAUUGGCCAUAUUUAUCUGCUGAUUCGUGGAAAGAAAGGCAAAAGUUCGAAGGAGCGAUUUGAAAACCUUCUCGAAGAUAAGGUGUUCCGUCGUAUGAAGGCUGAGGUGCCAGACUACGCCUGCAGACUGACAGCUGUUGAAGGAGACAUCGGCACUCCCAACCUAGGACUGAGCCCUGAGGACCACCGCCUCCUCUGUGAUGUUGUCAACAUUGUGUUCCACAGCGCCGCGGACGUCCGCUUCAUCGAGCCUCUCAAGACAGCCAUCAACUCCAACGUCCUGGGCAGCCGUCGUGUCCUGGAGCUGGCCAAGGGGAUGAAGAACCUCAGGACCUACAUUCACGUUUCCACUGCCUACAGCCAUUGUGUUAGGAGGAUUGUUGAAGAAAAUAUUCCCAAAAUUAAUCUGAACUACAAAGAACUACUUGAUUACAUUGAUUCUAAAACUGAUGAGGAACUUAAAGAGGAAACCCCGAGACUUCUUCAAGGAUGGCCCAACACCUACACAUUCAGCAAAGCGGUUUGUGAGGAAAUGUUGAGAGAAGAAGCAAAGGCUCUUCCUGCUUGUAUCUUCAGGCCGUCUGUAGUGACCCCCACCUAUAAGGAGCCAUUCCGGGGGUGGACAGACAACCUGUACGGCCCAAUGGGGCUGUUGGUAGGGGCUGGCCACGGAGCCCUUCACUGCUUCCACAUGAACGGCGACCUCACUGUAGACACGGUGCCCGUGGACUUCGUGGUGAACUGUAUGAUAGCGGUGGCCUGGAGAACGGCUGAGGAGAAUAAGAUUAGAACAAAUAAAGAACCAAAAGUGUACAACUACACGUACACGUGCUUGAACCCUGGAGUUUGUUGGAAGACUGCUGUUGAAUUCUCCUUGAAACUGAAAGAUGUGUUUCCAUUCGACCGAUCUGUUUGGUACACCUCAUUCUUCUAUACAGAAAGCACUCUGUUGAACGAGUUCUUCUGGUAUCUCCUACACAGGAUUCCAGGAGCUUGCUUUGACAAACUGGCUGAACUCACUGGAGCAACCCCAGGAUUGACGAGAAUCUACGAAAGAAUAGAAACACUGAAGGAGCAAACUGACUACUUUUCCUUCCAACAGUGGGUGUUCAAGAAUGACAAUGUUAUGGAACUGUGGCGGUCUUUGAGCGAAGAAGACCAGAAAAUAUUUUACUUUGACACAAGAGAAAUUGAUCUAAAGUUACACUUUAUAAUUUCAAAAGUUGGAGUCAAAUACUACUAUUUAAAAGAGAAGAUAGAAGAUAUUCCUGCUGCUCACAGGAAGAAUAGAUGGUUGUACUGGAUCCACAACUCGGUAAAACUCACAUGUUCUGUGUUGGCUCUCAAGCUACUGGCAAUGACUGCAAGAACUCUACCCUUCUAAUAUCUCUCUUAACGGCUAAGAUACUACUAGAUGUGUAGGGACAUUGACUGAAAACAAUAUUAACUGAUUAGUAAACAUUAAUGUCUUAAGCAAUAAGUUACAAAAAAAAAAUAAAAAAAAUGAUAGAACUUCAAAGUACUUUCACUUUUGGAA